Molecule: messenger RNA, 2994 nt
Organism: Plectropomus leopardus (leopard coralgrouper)
Lineage: Eukaryota; Metazoa; Chordata; Actinopteri; Perciformes; Serranidae
Gene: arhgef38
Product: Rho guanine nucleotide exchange factor 38
Biological process (GO): intracellular signal transduction
Cellular component (GO): cytoplasm
Molecular function (GO): guanyl-nucleotide exchange factor activity; protein binding
Source: RefSeq, a predicted model, not a curated record
CACUUUUACUUGGAUCACCUGACCUGGAGAGCACACCUGAAGGCCAGGCCAGCACACAGGCAGCUGACGGCCUCGCCAUGGAUCCCAACGAGGCCAAAGGGGGUGAGAAGGAGAAGGAAAAGGAGAAGGACAAAGCGAUAAAGAGGAGAAACCGGCCUGUGUUCCUGCGUUACCUGGAGAGGAGAAAGACAGACACCAUCGUGGCUGAGGACACGGCCAAAGGUGACAUCAACCUGGGGACGCUGGUGAGGAGGAGUCAGUCUGACAAGACGGAGUACAGCGCCAAACUGAAAGAGAAAAUGACACCACACGACUUGUCCACACCCCCCUCCCCAGCACUGGACCCAGAGGAGAUCCGUUUGAGGAAGAUGAACCGCAGGGCAAAGGUCAUUCAAGAGCUUGUGCAGACUGAAAAGGACUACCUCACUGACCUGGAGCUAUGCAUCAGAGAAGUCGUCCAGCCUCUGCGAAAUCUGCAGGUUGUGGAUGUGGACAGGAUGUUUACCAACAUGGAGACAGUGUGUGAGGUUUCUGCAGCGCUCCUUCACAGACUGCAUGCAGCCAUGGCUGACCCUGACCCAGAGGCAGUUGUCAUUGGAGAAAUAUUCAUCCAGGCGAAGGCAGCUUUAGAAGAUGUUUACAAGAUUUACUGUUACCAUCAUGAUGAUGCCAACAUGUCGCUCAAAUCCUACGAGAAAGAGGAAGAAAUAAAGCAACAUUUCACAACGUGUGUAUUAGCCCUGAAGAAAAUCUACGACCAAGAAGGGAAACCCAACUUGCUGGACAUGGGUUCAUUGAUCAUCAAACCGGUCCAGAGGAUUAUGAAGUACCCGCUGCUGCUCCGGGAGCUGUGGCAUGCCACACCUGAAGACCACCCUGACUAUCAGCCGCUGCAGGAGGCGUACACCGCCGCCAGGAUUAUCAAUGUUAACAUCAAUGAGUUCAAGAGACGCAAGGAUAUAGUUAUGAAGUAUAAGAGGUUGGAAGAUGAAGGCACGCUUAGGGGCAAACUUAACAAGUUCAACAUCCACUCUAUCCGGAAGAAAGGUGACAGGUUUGCUGGCUAUCUCAAGAUCCUCACUGGAGUAGAGCCACAGGUGAGAGAUGAAGUAUUUGACAGAGAGGAGAAGCUGUUCAGGAGUCUGGAGAAGGCUGUGAGACAGCUGGUCAAGAACGUUCAGUGUUACCUGCAGCACACUCAGGAGAUGGUGUCUGUAGCUGUUCAGAACGUCCAAGACAUGGAGGACAUCAUCAAGGAUUCAAACAAAACACACACAAAUGGCUUGUCGCACAAAAAUGGAAAUGACCCUUAUAAGCACUUUAAAGACAGCAUGGAGCGCCUGGUCCUCGCCCCGCUCUCCUCCCUGCAAGGCAUGUUCACAGCCCCACAGAAGCUUAUCCAGAAGCGUUAUGACAAAUUGCUGGAUUACUGCAGCCGCCUGGAGCGUUCCUCUUCUUUUUCAUCCUCAUCCUCGUCAUCCACCACUUCUUCCUCUCCUUCACUGGUGUCAGAAGACCCGCCCGGUCCAGCCAGGAGGGACUAUGAAGCCAUUAAUGCCUUGCUGGUGGAGGAGUUGCAGAGGUUCAACAUGGCUGCCUACACUAUCCUGACCAACUGUGUGAUGUAUCUGGUGGCCCUACUCAGAGGGAUGAUGGAUAAAAUACUCAUUCGUGCCCCAUCCAUACAGCAGCUACCAGCUCCAUUGUCAAACAUUGCUGAAGUGCAGAACAGCAUCAUGGAUGAGCUGAACAAUCUGACUUUUGUCAAGGAUAAUGCACAGAAGUUAAUGGAGCGAAAAGUCAGCUUCGAGAGACAACGAGACAAGAAAACAGCGGUGCCGGAGGUGCAGCAUCAAACCGAGGAACAGCGUGCCUGGCUGCUGGCAGAAUACCCACCGAGCCGUCUGUACCAGCUGAAGAGGAAGUGUAAUGGCUGCCAGGAGCAGGACCUCAGCCUGCUGGAGGGGGAGCUGGUAGCUUUGCUGGAGGACACGGACCCAUUAGGCAGCAGCAGCCGCUGGCUGGUUCACACCGGAGGUUCACAGGGCUACGUCUACUCCACAUUCCUGAAGCAGUACAAUCCUCUGAGGGACUCCCAGCGCGCAGGCCAGAUGGCCAAAGAGCAGCAACAGCAGCAGCCGCCUGCCAUGGUGGAUGAAGACUUUGACGACAUCAGCCUGUUUGUGUCAGGCAGUGGCAGCAGCAGCCUGCGCAGCUUUAACCUCAACACCACUGACAGCAGCUCGUCCCUCUCUGGACUACAGGGGGAGCCAGAGAGCCCUGAGGACCUGGAGGACACACUGGACACCGACUCUCAGCAGUUUUAUGCCGUGUAUGCAUUUCAAGCGCGCUGUGACCAAGAGCUGACCUUGCAGGAGCACCAGCAUGUCCGCAUACUCAAGUUCUGUGACCUGGGAGGCAAUAAGGAGUGGUGGUUAGCUGAAGCUAAUGGACAGAGGGGAUAUGUUCCUGCCAACUAUCUUGGCAGGAUGUCCUAUGCAUAAAUAGAGGCCCUUUAUUUAUGCACAGGACAUCCAGAACCCCCUCCAAAAACCAACCUGUGGCAUUUUAAACAAACGUACACUUUAAUACAUAAUUGAAAUAUUCCUGAAUGUUGAACACGCCACAUUUCUGCUCAGUGUAAGUCAAAAUUGCACUAGGGUAUCACUAGAUGUUAUUAUAGGUCUCAUACCAAAAGUGUUGAUGUUGAAACUGCUUUGCCCUCAGAAGAUCAUGACACAAGAGCUCACCAAUAUUCUGUGACGUAUCUAAAUAAUGGUAGGAAAAUACAGAGCACUGUGCUGAGCACUUUUUCUAAUUCAGUGUUGUUGAAUUUAUAUUGAUAAUGAAGAGAUUUAUCCAUGAAGUUAAUCUUUGUUUAGCUAAGUUUGGUUGUCAGCCUGAGAUCAGAUAUUUUGAUAAUGAAGUGAUUUAUCCAUUAAGUUAAUUUUAUAUGUGAACCGAUUAACAAAUGAAGUAAAUGUUAUAUGUGAA